GUUUCACAAGAAGAGAUAAUAUCAAGUAUCAACACAGUAACAGUUAAGCAGUAAACGACGUCGUCGAGCUCCUUGAUGUUCAUUGAUUCUGCAAAUGCAAUUUGUUGAGCACGAAUGAAUGAUCAAUGUCUUCUCAAGAACAAGCACUAAUCUCUCUUCUCUCUCAGUUAGCCCUAUCCUUCGACGGCGCCGUUUUCGGUUUAGGCGUAGCCUACGUCGCCUUUCGUUCCAUCCGCAAAUUCACCGUCACCUCCGCCGCUCUCCAAAAAAUCAGCCACGCUCCUUCCAUUUCCGUCUCCGACCUACGCUCGCUCCUAACCGAAACUGAUUCAGACGCUGAUGGAUACUCCGAUGAUGGAAAAAUCGUAAUUGUCCGUGGUACUGUUGAUGCUAACUCUGCUGUUUAUGGCAGUUGGACAAACUUGUGGCCUGGUGUAUUGGUUUCUCGUGAGUCUGGUGAUAAAGGUGUUGUUCUUCAAAGAACUCAAACGUGUAUAUACAAUGAAUGGAAGGGCUUAUUUGGAUGGACUUCUGAUGUUCGAGCCAUACUUACAAGAUCUUGGAGACAACAAGAGUCCACAUCCUUAAGAAAGGUCCCUUUUGUUCUCAUUGAUGUUGGACGGCAGUCAAAUACUGAAUAUGUUGUUGUCAGCAUGGAUGGUUCAACACAUCCUUUACCUCUUACAACAAUUUAUCAUAAAUUGGAACCCAUAAAUUCUCCUCCUUAUACAUUCUUGCAAGCUCUUUUUGGGCACGAAUAUCCAAUUGGACUGCUUGAUGAAGAGAAAAUUCUUCCCUUGGGGAAGGAUAUCAAUGCUGUAGGCCUUUGCAGUUUAAGAAAUGGAAUUGCUGAAAUCAAGUCUUGCAAUGAUCUUCCAUAUUUUCUGUCUGACUUGAGUAAAGAUCAGAUGAUUGUAGAUCUUUCCUUUAAAGCAAAAUUACUGUUUUGGAGUGGCAUUGUUCUUGGUACAAUGUCAGUUGGGAUCAUCGGCUAUGCAAUUGUCAGGAACUGGAAUAAAUGGAAACAAUGGAAGCAGCAUAGGGAGAUCCAGCAACAAAGGCAAACAAUCAUUGAAGCUGAUUCUGAUGAUGACGUUGGAGAUGUUCCAGAUGGACAAUUGUGCGUUAUAUGUUUGAUGAGGAGAAGGCGUUCUGUUUUUAUUCCAUGUGGGCAUCUUGUAUGUUGCCAAGGGUGUGCUAUGUCAGUUGAAAGUGAAGUGGCACCCAAGUGUCCAGUUUGUCGUCAGGAGAUUCGGGAUUCUGUGCGAAUUUUCGAAUCUUGAGUAGACAGAGGCUGGUCCGUUCACUGUGACAAGGGGCUUCCUUGCUGUUGAUGACGACUGAUGCAUUUUAUUUGUAUAUAUAUUAGGGAAAACCGGUCUGGCUCAUGUUUUAUGUGAACACGUGAAUUUAGCUAGUUUAGAUAUUUGAAUAUAUGACUUGAAUGUGGCAGUCGAGUUUAUUAAGUCAUAGCCGGCUUCUCACUGUUUGAAGGAGUUUAAGCUCCUGUAAUGAGUAGUAUACUUUAGGGAGAAAAGUCGAAUAUUUCUACUGUUUGUAGUAAAAUCAAUGAAGUAUAAUUUAGUAAAUUCAUGAUUUGUUAGAAAUGUGGAUGUAAUUUCAGUAGUGGGUUCUCAUUAAUACUUGAAGUUCUUUAAUUUUCUUUUA
Messenger RNA from Trifolium pratense (red clover), 1668 nucleotides. Its product is annotated as E3 ubiquitin-protein ligase SPL2. Gene Ontology annotation, biological process: organelle organization; protein ubiquitination. The transcript has 6 exons. The record is from RefSeq and is a predicted model, not a curated record. Lineage: Eukaryota; Viridiplantae; Streptophyta; Magnoliopsida; Fabales; Fabaceae. Gene Ontology annotation, molecular function: ubiquitin-protein transferase activity. Bases 126 to 1283 code for a protein of 385 amino acids.